AGAGAAUGACACAUGUGCUGUUUCCUUUUCCAGUUGUAAAAGGGUCAGGAGCCAGGCAAGGAGAGCCUGAACAAGAGGAGCAUUUUCCUGGGCUCUUCCAGCUGUUCUGUUCAAUCCCGCCGUCGGUUCUGAGCAGGGAAGAGAGACUGUCAACACAAAUAAGGCAUUUUUCAAAGGCGUAAAUUAUGAGUUACCAAAACAAUACGACAUCUCAACCACAUGGAGACAUCGAGAGCCCCACAGCUGGAGCAGAUGUGGCUGUUAUUGGAGGUGUGAUUGCUGCAGUGGUAUUUGUUCUCAUUUGCCUACUGGUGGUGAUGGUCCGGUACAUGUACAGGCAUAAGGGCACCUACCACACCAACGAGGCAAAAGGAACUGAGUUUGCCGAAAGCGCAGAUGCUGCUUUGAAAAAUGACCCAGCUCUCCAGGAAGCAGUGGAUGAGAGCAAAAAGGAAUAUUUCAUCUGAGGGGCAAGGAUUUCCAUGGAGGCUUCUCCAAGGGAAUCAAUCAGAAAUGCUACAUCAACAGAAGUGCUAAGAGAUGGAUAAUAUGAGGAUACAGGCAAGCAUCCUAAACUGAAAAGUACCUCUUUACUUUUUUUGUCACUGGGUUGUUUCUUUUCUCUCCUGGUGAAGAACUAAAUGCUGGGUACUUGCCUGUUGAAAUUUAUUAGCAACACAGCUGGUUACAGUUGAAAUCAAUAUCAGAUAAGAAGAAACAAAAUCUCAGUAUGAGUGAUACACCAAAACCAGAUAAAGAUAGCAAAUGUCAAGCCUUGACAUUUGGUGAAAAUAGCAGAUGCCAAUGGAAAAUAUCCUCUUAGAAUUAAUGAUGCGUCCUAUGCUGAUAUGAUACAGAACUACCUGAAACUGAAUUUCAAAUGGUUACAGAACAAACAUUAAACUAGAUAAAACUGAUGUAGCUGAAAUAAAAAUAGCUUUGUAGCACAGCUAACUCCCCCCUCCCCUUAAAUGUGCAAUUUUAUUAGCACAGGGGACUUUGUUUUGUUUUUUGGGGGAUUUAGAUUGGGAUUUUUUGUUAAUUUUUUUGAAUUUUAUAUAUAUAUAUAAAUCAAAGACACUUCAAAGAAAUAAACUGUUGGAAAACAUGGGAAAUGUAAGAAUGAAGGACUUAUUUCUAACUUGCUCUGCAUGGCAGCUUGAGAACUGCAAAAUGUUGGAAUUUACAAUGUAGCAUACAAUAGUCAGUAGACUUACAAAUACAAUUCCAAUUAGUAAGCUCCCUGCACGCAUGCAUAAAUAGGUAGAUGUUAAAAAAUAGAACAUCUUGGUUUGAGCAGGACUUCUGAGUAAAUGGAACUCAGCUAGAUUUUUUUUCAUGUAAGAUAUUUUUGCCUGAGUAUUUAUUUAUUUAUUUUGCAUUGGAAAAUUCUCUUGAAUGCUAGCCAGCAGGAUUUUGGAUUUUUGCAGGGAGACAAAUUCAGUUCUGGUGCAGAUACCAACGAAUGUUUUACAAAUGCAACCAUAAGACUGCCACUGUAAAGAAGUUUGUUCAUCUGCAUCCCACUGGCUUGUAUGGAUGUCUCCCUCUGUAUGGACUCUCUAUAUCCUUUGCAUUGUGCUAGCUAAGAGAAUUACACCAACCAUCAGUGCUUUAUUUUUAACAAAUAAAUAGAUUAGUCAUGGUGGGUCACAUGAAAACAUCUUAUUCCUUGCCUAAGAUCGACAGUGAUGAGUUUCUUUAACCCAGUAAGUUGUCUUCCUAACUGAAGCCCACAGUUAUCUCUGCAAAUAGGAUAAUUGUUCUUUUCACCUGCUCACCCCCAGCUGCAGUGGUGCACUGGACUACUGAAAAUAGAGGGGGAGAAAUACACUAUAACAAAUAAGAUACUGAUGAGCUCUGCUCAACUUUAUGUAUUUUUUCCUAUGUUUUGAUCUAUAUAUGUGUGUACAUACAUAUAAAGUCACCUACAGCUGUGCUUUCAAGACAUUGUUGCUGAUCACUUGUGCUCACUUCCUGGCACCAAAGCUUGGAAAGCUUCUGGAUUCCAGUAUCCAUUACUGACACUGGCCACAAAUAUGCUGUAAGAGAAUACAGAUCUGAACAAGAAAAGACUCUGAGGACCCAAGUGAAGAAAUGGGAUAUUUUUGUCUUUCAAUCACAAUCGCAGUCUUUUCUCAGUACUUGAAGGGGAUGGACUCUGGUUUAUUCUUAGAAUCCUGAUACCUAUGAUUUUGAAUCUUAAAUCCCUGCUUCUUUGCAUUUUAACCAAAAAUAUCAAAAUUGUGCCAAAUUUACUAAAUGCUUAAGAUAUUUUUUAUAACAUACCAUUGCACAACCACAUUGUAUUCUGUGGCUAGUGCAAUAUAAAAUGCCUAAACCCCAGCACUAUCAGAGUUCAAAUAUUUUGGUAUUAUCUACAUGACUUUUUAUUUCUAAGAUGCAUUACUAUCUUAAUCUUUUUACUACUUUUGGAAAAGAAUAUGGUUUUAUUUUUCUGGGACAAGUGUUGGAGAAAUUCACUAAUCUUAGCUGUAAGGUUGAAUUUGUAAAACUGAAGACCCCUGACCAUCCAGUUCAGUAAAAAUGUAAAUAUUUCCUCUGAGGAGAGGAUAAAUGUGGUGAUUUGAGCUCUGCUGCAUCUCCCACACAAGACAUGGAAACACCAUGAACCAUUCCUCCAGUUCUAGCAGGACCUAUAGAGGGCUACCAGCCUUUUGUUCCCUGUUAUAUAUUCAAAACCAUGUGAGGUUAGCCUGGUUGUUAAAGAAAAUUGACUUUAAAGGAAGGCAUGAGGAACAUGGGGAGUAAAUUCCUGUCUCUCUCCGCAGUCAUGAAAUUCUAUUUUUUGCAACUUGAGCCUUCUGCUUAUAAUUAGACAACUGUGUCAUACCUGAUACACAGGAGAACCUGAAAUAGUGUCUCUUUUGGGGGGUGCGUGAGUUUUUUAAUUAUGAGGAGGACUUGAGACAGGCUAACUGUCCACAUUGGAACAUAAGGGCCAGAUUUUCUGGUGGUGUAUGAGUUAGUGGAGCUCAGCCAGUUCUUCUCAGUUCAGUCAACACCAGGCUUUGAGUCAUUGCUUUCCCUAAAUCUGAACUGAAUGCAACUACUGGUCUUUGACUAUAUUCCUUCUUAGUAGCUUAGUUAAAUCUCUUUAUCCCAUUUUCCCUAUUCAUCUAAGCUGACAAACAGUCCAAGCGUACAGCAACAGCUUCCCUAUCGGUAAUGAGCCACUUUGAAUAUUUGCAGAGCAGUGACUCCAGCAAGAGCUAUGGUUUCAGUUAGUUUAUUUUUUUUUACAGUGUUCAUUUGGGUUUUAGGACUUUGUGUAUUUAGAAAUGACUCAAGCACGCUGAACAGAAGGAAGAGUUGGUUUGUAGAGAUUUUCUGUCUAUUUUUUUUUCCAGGACAAAUUUUGCUUUGUAAUGAAGAAAGCUCAUGACAUUUGAUGACUGGCAGACUCUCAUGUCCUCAUCCUGCUAUUUUUUACUCAUACAAUAACUCUACUGUCUUGAUUCAUUCAGUUUAGCUAUAAAGAGAGUAUAUUAUAAACUUCCUAUAACUUUUAGGACUAAUUAGCAACACAUCCUUCUGCAAGCAACAUGCUGUGCUUAAACAAACAUGAUGUACAACACCGAGACAUCUCAGCUGGCAGCCAUAGCUUUUCAUCACUGAUGAUUAAAUGAUUUUUACAAUUUGCUUCCUGAAUAGGAGAAUUAAGGAAACAGAUUCUUUUUUUCCCCACAUACUUUUAUCCCGGGUCCCUCUACUGCUGUGGCCUGUUGUCCUGCGACUCUCUGGUGCCCCAUCUACCCAACCAUGACUGCUAUUCUUGCUUGCAAUCCCCAGGCUCCCAUCUGGAUCACUAUCUGGAUCACCACUGGAUCACUCCCCUAUGGCAAAGGAUUGGCCAUUUAUUUAUGUAUUUAUUUAUCUAUUUUUAUCAGUGAAGAUACUCUGUCCCUCUCUGCCAGCCAAGAACCAAUUUUCAAAAAAAGUUUAGCUUUGGAUUGACAAUCCUGUGUCAAAUUUUAUCAAACCUGAGAAAGCUGACCUGAGACUGAUCACAUAUGCCACAUUUUCAGAAAACAGAUCUAAACUAGCACUGCAAGCUCUGUAGUUAGUUAAAUUUAGUGCUAUAAAUCUCCAGUGUGCACUAAACAAGGGAACAGUAUGAAGAUUCCUGAUGCCUUAAUGCCCUGUGAAAGCUUGUUGAAUCACACUUUGCAUAGAAAGCCACAGGUCCACAUUUAGAAAUAUAAGUAAUUUCUCAAUGAUGUAAAGGAAAGCUGUGCAUCAAAAUGACCAAUAUUUACUGGAGCUGGAAAAGAGAAGAUAAAAAAGAUCUUGUAGGAAUACAAGACAUUUUUUAACGAUAUAGGAUAUGACAAAAGUUAGUAUUUCUUAUUACAUUGGUAAGCUUUAAUUGUGGGUUCAUGGAGUUUUCAAAUUCUCUCACUGAAAAGAAUCUUUGUUUGCAAAGGGAAAUUAAUCUCCUUUUAAACCAUCUCUUCUUGUUUGGCUUUGAAAACAGUCUUCACAGAUUCAAUAUUCUACCAUUCUGCUUUAGCAUCUGGAACUCAAUUUCUUUGCAUUUUUGGAGCAUGCCUGUACAGUCCUGCCCUGCACAAUGCUGACUGCUUGCCAAUGUCAGCCCCUGGAGCAGCAUUACAGCUCAGCAGAGUAAUUCUGUCCAAAAGUGAGCCCCAAAUGUGUAUCUGGCCACCCAUUACUGGUACGCAUUUUUUUCUGGGGCUUGGCUUCUAUCAUUCCAGGUUUUCCUGAGGUCCAGUGUGCCAUUGAACAUUAAUGCAGUCCUGCAGAGGAUUUAAUCAGCCACUAGUCAAAGUAACUAUAUAUGUAUUUUUAUCUUUUUUAGAACAACAGGACCAAAUAACUUUGGGAGACUAUCAGAACAUCAACAUUGAUUUUUCUGUUAAAUCAAAUCUAGGGGUCAUUGGGGGAACACCAGGACAGAAAACCGAAAAGGACUGUUCCCUUUCAGCACAGAAUGCAGACAAGGUGCUGAAACAUUUUUAGCUGCAGGAUAAGUAGGAUAGCACCACUAGCUACAGCCUGUGAGGAUUCCUCACAGAAUACAGGAAACACUGAGACAAGACGUAAAUCAGUAAAAAGAUACAUGGUAGGAGAAGGCAAUUAGAUGCCAAUAGAGAUGGAGAGUAGUUUUUCAUCAAACAAAAUAGAUAUUGCUGUUUGGAGAAAUCAAAGUGUAUUUGUUGAAGGUAACUGCUGACAACAAUUUUCUUUGAAUUAUAUGAGGUGUCUGAAUACCUUGCAUGUGCAAGUCCCAUCAAAAAAUGCUGGUAAAUACACAGCAAAAGGGUAUUCACUUUAAAUGUAUUAAGAGAUGUUUAUUGCAUUUUCUAAGAUCUCUCAGUUCUUCACAUGAGAAAGCUUUGUGUAUUUAGAAAAUGCAGAACCUUCACAGCAGCAGUUCUUAUAAGUCAGAAGACUAAAGAACCCCUGGAUAAGCAAUGAACACACAUCUGAUGCCUGGAAAUUUAGGUAGUUAAUAAAGGAAGCUAACAAUACCAAAGAAAAACACAUAUCGUGAGUAAAAAUUCCAACCAUAUUACAAAAAAAUGAAAUGUUUGUAGUAGUAGAAGUACUUCUCUAGUUCAAGAUGGUGAUAUUGUCAGUGAGUGGAAAUAAGGAAUCCUUAUUCUACAUGACUGUUCCCUGUGUCGUUGGGAUAAAAUCCCACUGAAUUCAGCAGAACAAGAAUUUUGCUGACUAUAUCUAUCCUUCCUGCAAAAAAAUUGUAUUCCGACCCAUGUCAGAAAGAAACACAGUAAAUUAAAGUAGAAAUCUUUAUACGUGCUGAUCUUUCAGCAUAUCCUCUUGCCUUCCCACUGUUCUUCUGUUGUUUCAAACUCUAUGUAUGGCAGAAAGUAUCUGAUACAUUCUAUUAAAGUCUAUUUGAAUUGCAGCAUUGCUAUGACAAGAAUAGAGAAUACAGAGCAUUCAAAGCUUACUGCUGAUUGUAUGUUAAAGCUGACUAUAAUGUUUGUAUUUACCAAAGCUAUUAAUACUUUGCUGGUGUAAAUCUACUAUAUCUUGAAAGGGGGGGGAA
Molecule: messenger RNA, 6058 nt
Organism: Athene cunicularia (burrowing owl)
Lineage: Eukaryota; Metazoa; Chordata; Aves; Strigiformes; Strigidae
Gene: GYPC
Product: glycophorin C (Gerbich blood group)
Exons: 3
Coding region: 186-467 (93 amino acids)
Cellular component (GO): cortical cytoskeleton; membrane
Source: RefSeq, a predicted model, not a curated record